AGAAUAGCAGGUUUAUCAUCUUCGAAACUGCAUGAUUUGACGUGGUGUAUGCCCGUUGUCGUUCCUCUAGCCUUUCCGACAUUAAAUUGCUUGGAGACUGCAUCUCCAAUAUAAAGCAUCAUGGCAAUUAGACCAGUUUACAGGCCGAAGAUCGUCAAGAAGAGGACGAAGAAAUUCAUCAGACAUCAAAGUGAUCGUUAUGACAAACUCAAGCGCAACUGGCGAAAACCUAAAGGUAUUGACAACAGAGUCAGAAGGCGUUUCAAGGGUCAGUUCUUGAUGCCAAACAUUGGUUAUGGAAGUAACCAGAAGACGCGCCACAUGUUGCCCACCGGCUUCCGAAAAGUGCUGGUGCACAAUGUGAAAGAACUUGAAGUUCUAAUGAUGCAGAACCGCAAAUUCUGUGCAGAGAUCGCUCAUGCCGUGAGCAGCAAAAAGCGUAAAGCUAUCGUCGAACGAGCCCAACAACUGUCUAUUCGUGUAACAAACGCGAAUGCUCGUCUUCGUUCUGAAGAAAACGAAUAAUCUUUGGAAACGUUUGUAAUAUAAAUAAAAAAAAAAGUAAAACAA
This is a messenger RNA of Venturia canescens, 570 nucleotides long. RefSeq names its product Ribosomal protein L32 (gene RpL32). The transcript is spliced from 3 exons. The coding region runs from base 121 to 525 and encodes 134 amino acids. Gene Ontology annotation, biological process: translation. The record is from RefSeq and is a predicted model, not a curated record. Gene Ontology annotation, cellular component: cytosolic large ribosomal subunit; ribosome. Gene Ontology annotation, molecular function: structural constituent of ribosome. Lineage: Eukaryota; Metazoa; Arthropoda; Insecta; Hymenoptera; Ichneumonidae.